Messenger RNA from Puma concolor (puma), 5157 nucleotides. The record is from RefSeq and is a predicted model, not a curated record. Lineage: Eukaryota; Metazoa; Chordata; Mammalia; Carnivora; Felidae.
AUGUGGGUAGUUGAACCAAACUCACCUCCCAGCCUCUCUGCUGCCUUGUCCGCCAGGAGACACUCCCAGGAAUCCAGCAACUUGGAGUCCCCACUGAUGUAUGAGGUCUGCGCACCGCAGCAGGGCAGCACCAGCGGCGGCUGGAGAGGCGGCCUGGGGAGUUCCAUCACAGCGUGUAAGAAGGUUCUUCGAAGCAACAGUCUGCUAGAGUCUACAGACUACUGGUUACAGAAUCAGAGGACGCCAUGCCAGAUUGGUUUUGUGGAAGACAAGUCUGAAAACUGCGCUUCCGUUUGCUUCGUGAACCUGGAUGUGAACAAGGAUGCGUGCAGCACGGAGCACCUGCAGCAGAAAUUGGUCAACGUUUCACCAGAUCUUCCAAAACUUAUCAGCUCCAUGAAUGUCCAGCAGCCAAAAGAAAAUGAAAUUGUUCUUCUAAGUGGGUUAACAUCUGGAAAUCUCCAAGCAGAUUUUGAAGUUUCACAGUGUCCUUGGCUGCCAGAUAUCUGCUUGGUCCAGUGUGCGAGAGGGAACAGGGCAAACAGUACCAACUGCAUCAUCUUUGAAAUCAACAAAUUUUUGAUCGGUCUGGAACUGGUGCAGGAACGGCAGCUCCAGCUGGAAACAAACAUCCUGAAGGUGGAAGAUGACACAAACUGUUCCCUGUCUUCAAUUGAAGAAGACUUUCUCACCGCAUCGGAGCACCUGGAGGAGGAAACUGAGGGGGAAGAAUACAGGAAUGGUUAUGAAAAUAUAAAUGCCUCCGCUCAUGUUUUGGAAAGUAAAAAACCAAAGGAAGUCACUCAGGAGGAAUGGAAUGACAACAAGAAAAAGUUGCUUUAUCCUUCGGAAGACAAAUGCAUUAGCAGAUCUCAUACCACAUUGAUUAAAGCAGAAGGAUCUCUGGAAAAAGUAGAAGGCACCAUUUUACAGAGCCUCGAUUCAUCAGCCGAGCCAUCAGAGUGGACAGGCAAAGCUUUGCAGAAUGAGAAGCCAGCCAGAAAUUACUAUUACUCAGAAAGUUAUAAAGGGCAUGUGGAAAAGUCACAGGCACCAUAUAUUCCAGGGGAUGUUCAUUUCCCUGGGAUGGUUAAGAAAGGUGGGCCUUCCGUGCACGGUACCCUCACUGAGCAUGGCAGCAGCUUAGACCCAGGGGACCCUGAAGACGGCACAAACUCUCUUCCUCCCCACCAAGAUGGAGAAGUCACCGCUGGGGAGUAUGCCACAAAUUUAGCAGAAUCCGUGCUACAGGAUGCGUUUAUUCGGUUAUCUCAGUCGCAGCCUACGCCACCCCAGGAAUCUGCAGUCGGUGUUUCUGUAGGGAGCGCUCUGCUACCCAGUGGCUGUUCCACAAAAGGUAUGGUGGUCCCACGGUCAUGGAAUGAGCUCCCCAAAAUCGUCAUCGUUCAGAGUCCAGAUGGCAGCGAUGCUGCCCCUGAGGCAGGCAUCUCCUCGUGGCCUGAGAUGGAAGUCUCUGUUGAAACCUCAGGGGUCCUCUCUGGAGAGAACUCCGGCAGACACCCUCAGAGCGCUCUGGAAGUUGCGUUAGCUUGCGCGGCCACUGUGAUUGGAACUAUUUCCAGUCCACAGGCCACAGAGAGACUUAAAAUGGAGCAAGAAUCUUUGGUUUCACCCCGUCCACUGGGAGGCAGUGACCACCUGCAAAGUCAAAUAUCCCAAGUCCUCAAGGAACCUUCUGUCAGCGAAUACUCCUUUCCAUCUGCCUUGUGUGGCAUGACCCAGGUGGCGAGCGCCAUUGCUGUUUGUGGCCUCGGCGAAUCGGAAGAGGCGAAGGCUCCGGGUGGCCUCUCGUGUGCAACUGAGGCUCAUGCAGCAGUCCCCCCACUCUGCGGUUUGGCGACAGGGAGCAGCAUGGAGCUGGGAAGCGAGGCCAUCGCACAGGUAUUACUCCAGGAGGCUGCGCUGGUUUUAACAAGGCCCGACCCCCACAGCAGCAUCGGAGACCUCAUGGAAUCAGUGAACGGGAGAAUCCUAGAAACGGCUUCAAAGCCUCAGACCCUGUGCUCAGAAAACGUCCUCAGGAAUGAGCUGGCACAGACCCUCUCCAAUGUUAUUCUGGAGCAUUCCAUUGAUGAAGCUCUCCAGAGAAACAGAACAAGUGAUCCCAAUGUUAGCAGACAUUCAUCUGAGACUCUUGAGACCUUGAUGGAAAGUACAAACCAACUGCUCUUCAGUGUGAUAUGCUUCACAUUCAAGAAGAUGAGGCAUUUUGUACAGCUUGGUGAAUGGCCCACUGUCCUUGCUAAUGAGACCAUCAGAUGGAGGGAAACGGACUUAGGCUGCCAGCCACCUGAUCAGACUGCUAGUCUAGCGUGGACAAGAGCCACUGAACAUUCCAGCGGCCAGCCACUUGGUGGCAAUCCACAGAGUACCAGUCUUGUUACCAAUGAUCUUCUAGAUGACAUUUAUCUGAAGCAAGAUAGGAGGGGCCCAGCAAAGCUAGGCCUCUUCAAGAAUCCCACGCUGCAAUCUGAAUUGCCCUGUAGUCCCAGGGGGCCAGAUUCUUCACCUGCUAAAACACCCCCCAAGGAAAUAGAUCUAAAAGUAACAGUGGGAGAAGAUCCAGACAAGCCUCAUCAGACACCCAGUUACAAUGAGAAUGAGUUCAGAGCCUCUUCAGAGAGAGAGAGGACGCUGACAGUGGGCAAGUACAGCAGAGGUUCCCAGGAUGCCAAGGACAGUGUCCGUAUAAACGCCCAGGAGAAGUAUAAUCAUACCUCACGUCUGAACAGUGAAAUUCAAGUUAACCUGUCUUUGUUAGGGAAUGACUUCCCCCUUCCUGCUCAAUCCACGCUACAGGCAAAACAUGCAGACCUAUACUGCAUUACAGACUUUGCGGAAGAAUUAGCAGAGAUGAUCGUCUCCAUGGCAACCGAAAUCGCAGCAAUUUGCCUUGACAACUCCAAUGGAAAACAACCCUGGUUUUGUGCAUGGAAAAGAGAGAAUGAGUUUCUGGUUACCCCGAACGUAUCCUGCCGAUCCUUGAAGAGGAAGAAGGAAAGCCAGACCAGCGGGGCCACAGUGAGGAAGCACAAACCACCACGGCUCAGCGAGAUCAAGAGGAAAACGGAUGAGCACCCGGAGCUUAAAGAGAAGCUAAUGAACAGGGUGGUGGACGAGUCCGUGAACCUUGAGGACAUCCCGGAUUCGGUCAGUGUUUUUGCAGACGAAGUGGCAGCCAAGAUCAUGAACCUAACAGAGUUCUCCGUGGUGGACGGCGUCUGGCAAGCCCAGAGCUAUCCCCGGAACCGGUUACUCAGUGGAGACAGGUGGAACCGGCUGCAGGCUUCCAGCUGUGAAAGCAUUCCAGAGGAGGACUCCAACGCCAGGGCCUACGUAAAUAGCCUGGGUUUCAUGAGUACCCUAAGUCAGCCAGUUAGCAGGGCCAGCUCUGUCUCCAAGCAGUCCAGCUGCGAGAGCAUCACUGAGGAGUUUUCCAGGUUCAUGGUGAACCAGAUGGAAAAUGAAGGAAGAGGGUUUGAGUUAUUGCUGGAUUACUAUGCAGGCAAGAAUGCCAGCAGCAUCCUGAACUCAGCCGUGCAACAGGCGUGCCGUAAAAAUGAGCACCUCAGCGUGAGGCCAAGCUGUCCCUCUAAGCAGUCCAGCACCGAGAGCAUAACAGAGGAAUUCUACAGGUACAUGCUGAGGGACAUCGAAAGAGAAAACAAGGACAGCACGUCCUCCAGACGAAGCAGCCAGGAUUGGACAGUUGGCCUACUGUCACCUUCUCUGCGAUCCCCCUUGUGUUACAGACAGUCAUCCAUGCCAGAUAGCAGACCCCUGGGUGCCAGGCUAACGGUGAAUGCGCCCAUCAAAGCCAGCUCCUUAGAUGGCUUUACUCAAAACAGCCAGCAAGAUUUCCUAAGUGUACAUCCAGUCAGUAGCACUUCCUCAUCGGGUCUCUGCAAAUCUGACUCUUGCUUGUAUCGGAGAGGUGGAACCGACCAGAUCACCAACAUGUUAAUUCACGAGACGUGGGCAAACUCCAUCAAGGCCCUCAUGCGAAAGAACAAAAUUAUAGCGGAUGAUGCUGAGGCAGCUGAGCCUGUUCCUGGUGGCUCUCCCAGGCAAACGGAGAGAUGUGCAAACAGAUCAUCUUCGAGCAGGGCGCAAAGUGGGCCUGCUCUUCUGGCGCAGGAGUCCAUCGAUAACCCGAGGAAAGACUCCAUUACCGAAAGCAAGCAUCCCCCAGUGUCAGCUCGGAGCAAAGCUUUUCCUCUUACAAACCACAAUGGUUUAGAUUCUAAAAAGGAAACGUCUUCAUGCCAUGGGUCUGUCCCUGUAAGCCACAGCAGGUGGUCCCUGUGUGCCAGGGAUGUACCUUUAAUUCAAAUUGAAACAGAUCAGAGAGAAGAGUGUGUUGGAGAACCUGAACACUUCUCUUCCAAAAGCAGCCCCCUAGAGGAAGCAGAGGAACAUUUGAAAGAUGGAAAAGUCCCCCAUGUGACGAGGGAUGGAGACACUGCCGAGAGUGCCUGCCAAAACCCCAGUGCCGGCCUUGAUGUAGCAGAGGCGGAGGUGUCCGCAGAAGGCAGAGCCCCCGAUGAGUUUCCCAACCUUCCCAGCAGCAGUGGGGAGAGCACGGACAGCUGGUCCCAGCUCACCAACGAGGAGGACAAUCCACAUGAUACCAGUAGCUUUCUUCAGCUCAGCGAGCGAUCCAUGAGCAAUGGCAACAGUAGUGCCACUAACAGUCUUGGCACUGUGGACCUGGACAUUUAUCAGGAAAGCAUGCCAUCUUCUCCCAUGAUUAAUGAAUUAGUAGAAGAAAAGGAGACUCUUAAAGGACAGUCAGAAAACGUAGAGGAAGGCGCCUCUGGAGUGCAGGUGGGAGCGGCCAGUCCCCAGGGGAGCCUGCUGGUGAUCAACUUUGACCUGGAGCCAGAGUGCCCUGACACUGAGCUUCGAGCCACUCUGCAGUGGAUAGCAGCCUCUGAACUUGGGAUCCCCACCAUCUACUUUAAGAAAUCUCAGGAAAACAGAAUCGAAAAGUUUCUAGAUGUCGUGCGGCUGGUUCAGCAGAAGUCUUGGAAAGUGGGAGACAUCUUUCACGCGGUUGUUCAGUACUGCAAAAUGCAUGAGGAGCAGAAGGAGGGGACCCCGAGUCUCUUUGACUGGCUCUUGGGACUGGGAUAG